GGUUCAUCUAAACAAUGGACGAACGACCCGUUAGUGGCGUGGGUGCCUACAAAAUUAAUUGGGAUGAGAUAGAUGAACUGUCUAAUCCGUUCGCAAAUGGAAGUAAGGGUCUCCCAUCUAAACCUAAUUCGAAAACCGAUCUGAAACCAUCUGCACGAGGAGAUGGUCCAAAUGAUAACACAAAAUCACAAUCAAAUGUAUCAAAUGAUGCUCAACCUGAGAAAUCUACUAAACAAAUUCCACAAAAUCCCAAGCCAGAUAACCAAGCUCCUGUGAAACAGAAUAAUCUUGCUGAAGUUACUCAGCCAUCCAAUCCCCCGUCUUCUACAAUGGUAAACGGUCAGAAUAUUCCUAAAUCUAUCCAGAGGGAAAAUGUCCCUCAACAUGAUGGUGAAACUGUCCCAAUCCCGAAUCCUCAGGCUGUUAUUCCAUCUCCUGAAGAAAUAUCUGAGGCAUUACAAAAUGUUCUAGAUGAUCAGUCUAACAAAACUUUUGAAAAUAAUAAUAGCAAUGAACAUCCUGAAGUUGCUGAGGAUCUUCCCAGUGAAACUGACCAAAAUUCAGAUGAAAUCGUUGAAAAUCCACUUGAAAACAGUAACAAUGCUAUUCCAGAUGUAAUGCAGACUUCACGUAUUGAUUCAUCAACCCUGAAUGGCAAAGAAAAUGCUCAACUACCUCCUCAACAUCCGUCAAAAGUAUCACGAGACAGUAAAUCAAAUGAUACAGAGUUGAUUGCAUUACGUAAGGAACGUGAUCAGCUAUUGAAAACAAUAGAAGAAAUGAAAAAUUGUAUCACAGAGUAUGAUCGCAGUUUACAGCAUAUGGUUGAAGAGAAAGCUCACAGUCAAACACACGUUAAUGUAUCCGUGGCUGAUUUAAUUAAAGAACGCGAUGAAGCUGUCGAAGAAUUGGCUACAAUUGAAAAAGCUUUUGGUGAUUUACAUAGACGCUUUGAAAAAUCAAAACAAAUUAUUGAAGGAUUUAAACAGAAUGAGGAGGCCUUAAAACACAGUAUUGAGGAGUAUAAAAAUUUACUACAACGUCAAGAAAGAAAGUAUUUAGCCUUGAAGAAACAUGCUGAGGAGCAAUUAUUAAAAGUCAACCAAGACACUGAGACAGUAAAACAAGAAUUUGAAACAAAUCAAACUCGACUACAGGCGUCAUUACGCAUAGCUGAACUUCAAGUUAAAAGUCUUGAAUCUCAGUUACAGCAGAAGACUAGAGAAAAUGAAGAAUUAACGAAGAUAUGCGAUGAAUUGUUGAGUAAAUACGGGGGAUUAACAUAA
This is a messenger RNA of Trichobilharzia szidati, 1286 nucleotides long. The record is from the annotation of a GenBank genome assembly. Lineage: Eukaryota; Metazoa; Platyhelminthes; Trematoda; Strigeidida; Schistosomatidae.